AAAAAAAAAAGAAUAUAUCGAUCGGCCAAAGGGCAUCAAGUGUGCAAAAUGUCGAAGCAGUCGAGCCCAAAGUCGAAGCUGUGGGCGUACUUUUGGUGGUUGUUUGGGGGCUUGUUUGGGGCCCACCACGUCUACCUCGGUCGCGACGACCAGGCGCUCAUCUGGUUUUGUACCAUCGGUGGUUACUUCGGGAUCGGCUGGCUGCGCGAUCUUUACAGAAUACCGACUUACGUGGCCGAAGCUAACGACCACCCCGACUAUGUCAACUGGUUCAAGCACCAAGUUCGAAUCAACAAAAAGCCACCUUUCGAGAGCGUGAGGUUCCUGGGAGCCGUCGUGGUCUCGUAUUUGUUCGGCCAACUCGUUCUGGUAGCAAUACCCGAGGACGAAAUUAACGGGAUCAAUUUCAAGCACCUCAUUAUUUUUGUCCCACUGGCCGUCGCUUACGGCACUUGGAUGGUGGGCAAUGUCGGCAGGCAGAGGGGCUCGAUUUGGCUGGCCCUCGUCGUCUCGUACCUGUGCUAUCCGGCUCUGUACUACAUCGGCGACGACAGCACCUGGUUGGGUCUGAUGGUCCUCGCGUCGACCCUCACCUUCGACACUUUCUCCAAAAACUGGCGCCUCCAGAAAAAACCCAAGCGCAACGGGUUGCGCAGACUCGCGGUCUUUUGUGCCUUUGCUUUCGUCUACUGCUGCCUCUGGUCCAGCUUCUUGUACUUCAACGCCUCACUCACCGACAGCGAGGGCGAGGAGAUCAAACUGUCCGAGGCUGUCAAGCACUUUUUGACAUCACCGAUAUGGCUCGAUCUCAAGUCAAGCUUAGAGGAAACGUGGAGGCAAGCGAAACACCAGGGAUUCUGGGCGACCUGGGGCCAACUGAUCGACCUGACGGACCCUCGGGGCGAGAUAAACGCCUACAAGGUCCUUGGCCUCUCGCAGACGGCGUCGCAGAGCGAGGUGACGGCCAAAUGGCGGGCGCUCUCGAGGGAGCAUCACCCGGACAAGGUGAAGGGCACGGAUGAGGAGCGUCGAGCCGCCCAGGAGAGGUUCCUCGAGAUCCAGCAGGCCUACGAGAUCCUGUCGAGCGCGAAAAACCGCCGGCAGCGCAAGAACAAAAAAUCCGAUCCGCUCUGAUGGGCGUGAUUGUGCGGUUUUAUUUAUUUAUUUAAUUUUUUUUUUUUUUUUUUGUUAUCUGCGACUCGGAGGCUCUGGAACGUGAUUCGUUUGUACCUCGAGCUACUCCGCGAAGCGAUUAGGUAUAUUAGUAUAUCAAUUCACUGUUUAUGUUAUUUGAGAUAUCAGCGUCUUUUUAUUUUUGCCGCGCUUUGUUGUACUUUAGUCGAAAUGUAUUAGUUGCCCGUUUAACGAUCAU
Copidosoma floridanum is the source of this 1372-nucleotide messenger RNA. It is a transcript of the gene wus, whose product is annotated as TM2 and DnaJ domain-containing protein wurst. NCBI's taxonomy places the organism in Eukaryota, Metazoa, Arthropoda, Insecta, Hymenoptera, Encyrtidae. The record is from RefSeq and is a predicted model, not a curated record. Gene Ontology annotation, cellular component: membrane.